Aspergillus chevalieri is the source of this 927-nucleotide messenger RNA. It is a transcript of the gene NOP1, whose product is annotated as rRNA 2'-O-methyltransferase fibrillarin family protein. The coding region runs from base 1 to 927 and encodes 308 amino acids. The record is from RefSeq and is a predicted model, not a curated record. Gene Ontology annotation, molecular function: RNA binding; rRNA methyltransferase activity; histone H2AQ104 methyltransferase activity. The transcript has 3 exons. Lineage: Eukaryota; Fungi; Ascomycota; Eurotiomycetes; Eurotiales; Aspergillaceae. Gene Ontology annotation, cellular component: nucleolus; small-subunit processome; box C/D methylation guide snoRNP complex. Gene Ontology annotation, biological process: rRNA methylation; box C/D sno(s)RNA 3'-end processing.
AUGGCUUUCGCUCCUAGAGGACGUGGUGGACCCCCUCGUGGUGGUGGUCGUGGUGCUCCCCGUGGUGGUGGUGCUCGCGGUGGCCGAGGCGGCGGUGCUCCUCGUGGACGUGGUGGUCCUCGCGGCGGCGGUCGUGGUGCUCCCCGUGGUGGCCGUGGUGGUGGCCGUGGUGGCCGCGGCGGCAAGCCCGGUGCCAAAGGUGGUGCUAAGGUUAUCGUCGAACCUCACCGUCACGGCGGUAUCUUCGUUGCCCGCGGUGGUAAGGAAGACUUGCUCGUUACCAAGAACUUGACUCCAGGUGAGGCUGUCUACGGUGAGAAGCGCAUUGCCGUCGAGACUCCUGCCGAUGACGGCGCUAUCACCAAGACUGAGUACCGUGUGUGGAACCCCUUCCGUAGCAAGCUUGCUGCCGGUGUUCUUGGUGGUCUGGACGACAUCUACAUGCGCCCUGGCUCCAAGGUUCUCUACCUUGGUUCCGCCAGCGGUACCUCCGUCAGUCACGUCGCCGAUAUUGUCGGACCUACCGGAAACGUCUAUGCCGUUGAGUUCUCCCACCGUUCCGGCCGUGACCUGAUUGGCAUGGCCACCCAUCGUACCAACGUCAUCCCCAUCGUCGAGGACGCCAGACACCCUCUCCGCUACCGUAUGCUUGUCCCCAUGGUUGACUGCAUCUUCGCCGACGUUGCCCAGCCCGACCAGGCCCGUAUCGUUGGUCUCAACGCCCACAUGUUCCUCAAGGAAGAGGGUGGUGUCAUUGUCUCCGUCAAGGCCAACUGUAUCGACAGUACCGCCAAGCCCGAGGUUGUUUUCGCUCGGGAGGUCCAGAAGAUGCGUGAGGAGAGAAUAAAGCCCAGGGAGCAGCUGACCCUUGAGCCCUUCGAACGUGACCACUGUAUAGUGUCUGGUAUCUACAAGCGUUCUGCAUAA